GUGGGUGGGGUCCACCGAGCCUGCCUGGCUUGGUCUUCACCACUGAUCCGGCGCCGGUAGGGGCGGUGCCACUAAGGGCCACGCCUCCCGCGCUGAUUCCGGAUGACUGGAGCGGCGGCCUACGCUCUCAGGGGGCGGGGACUCGAAGCUGCUGCUCUUUCAGAGGCUAGGGCUGGAGCCGCCCCGUCAGCCGCUCCGAUUCUUCCGGUUUCUGGUGGCUGCGCCGCCUUCUCCGAAGCCUGAGGAUACGCCCUCCCGAGACCGCGUCGAAUCCCUCGUAGUUGCUCCAGGGCAACUCCAGCCCAACAUUCUCUCGCUCUGGUUCUCGCCCCUUGGAGGACCUCGGCCCCUAUACUCCCCGCUUUCCUGGAUGUACUGCCCCCUCCCACCUGUCUAAAAUGUCCAAUAACCUACAGAGGGUCUUCCUGAAACCUGCAGAGGAAAAGUCAGGCAGCGCCUCGCAUUGUGUUUCAGGCUGCAUGUACCAAGUAGUUCAGACGAUUGGCUCGGAUGGAAAAAAUCUUCUGCAAUUACUUCCAAUUCCUAAUUCCUCUGGAAAUCUUAUACCGCUAGUUCAAUCUUCAGUCAUGUCUGAUGCUUUGAAAGGGAAUACAGGAAGCCCAGUUCAAGUUACUUUUAAGACUCAGAUUUCCAGCUCUUCCACAAGUUCAUCAGUUCAAUUGCCCAUUUUUCAGCCAGCCAGUUCUUCAAACUAUUUUCUUACAAGAACAGUAGAUACAGCAGAAAAAGUUAGAGUUACUUCUGUGGGAACUGAAAAUUUUACUUCAUCAGUUUCUAAAGUUCAGAGUCAUGGUGUGAAAAUUGAUGGACUCACCAUGCAAACAUUUGCUGUUUCUCCCUCCUCAACACAAAAUGAUUCAUCUUAUAUUUUAGUAAAUACCCAGAGUCUUCCAAUGACUGUCAAGUCUCCAGUUUUGCCUUCUGGGCAUCAUUUACAGAUUCCAGCCCAUGCUGAAGUGAAAUCUGUACCAGCGUCAUCAUUGCCUCCUUCAGUUCAGCAAAAGAUACUUGCAUCUGCAACCACAAGUACCUCAGGAACAGUUGAGGCCUCCCAAAUACCGACUGUUAUUUAUGUAUCUCCUGUAAAUACAGUGAAAAAUGUAGUUACCAAGAACUUUCAAAACAUUUACCCAAAACCUGUUACAGAAAUAGCAAAGCCAGUGAUACUAAAUACCACACAAAUUCCAGUGAAUGUUGCUAAGGAGACACAAUUAAAAGGUGGUCAGCAUUCUCAAGCUGCUCCAGUGAAAUGGAUUUUUCAAGAAAAUCUACAGCCUUGCACUCCAUCUCUUGUUCCUGUUAAAUCUUCAAAUAAUGUGGCUUCAAAGAUUUUAAAAACUUUUGUAGAUAGGAAAAGUUUGGGAGACAAUAUUAUUAAUAUGCCACCAUUGAGUACCAUCAGUCCUGGUGGGACACAAUCCAAAAGUAUGCCUAUUAAAGAUAAUGCUUUGGUUAUGUUUAAUGGGAAAGUCUACCUGUUGGCUAAAAAGGGGACAGAUGUUUUGCCAUCACUAAUUGACCAACAGAAUUCUGUUUCUCCUGAUAUUCCAAGAAAAGAUACAUCUCAGAUAGUGAGUUCAAGUCCAGUCACAGAAAUAUCCAGAGAGGUUGUAAAUAUUGUUUUGGCUAAAAGUAAAUGUUCCCAGAUGGAGACAAAAUCACUUUCAAAUACCCGACUUGCUUCCAUGGCCAAUCUAAGGGCAGAGAAGAAUAAAAAAGUGGAGAAACCAUUUCUUUCUACCCCAGAUCCACAUAAUAUGAACCAAUCCAUUAACUGCUUAAAACAGAGUAAGACUUUAUUCACAAAGCCAGACUUUCCAGAUGGAUUUAGUACAGGACAGAAUGCCCCCAGAAAAGGAAAUAUCAUCCAGAGCAUAGAGAAAAUAAGUUCCUCUGUUGAUGCAACAACUGUUACUUCACAACAGUGUGUUUUCAGAGACCAAGAACCAAAGAUCCAGAAUGAGAUGGCAUCAACAUUAGAAAAAGUUACUCAAGAAAGAAAUAACAGGAAAAAUUCUCAAGGAAGAAGCAAUAAGGCAUAUCUGAAGAAUGAUGCUGAACUUAAAAAGAUAUUUGGUCUCACUAAAGAUUUGAGAGUAUGCCUUACUCGGAUUCCUCACCAUUUGGGCUCUGGAGAAUGUUUUGAUUUAUUUAGCAAUUUGGUGAAGAGUGAUACUUACAAAGAGACACAAUUUAUAGUGAAGGAGGAAGGGAGAAAACAGGGUUUUGAUAAGAAAAGAAAAGCAAAAACAGCUAAGAAGAUGGAUCACACAAAGAAGAGAAAAACUGAGAAUAUUUGUAACACAGCUCUAAAUGGAGGAACUAAUGUCACUGGUUCGCAAGACUUUAGCAGUAUUUUACCAACUUCAGAUGUAUCACACUGUAGCAAUCUCUCAAGCCUCAGCAAAACCAGGGAAGAAGAGAGACCUGAGAUAGAAGAUUGUACCCAAGAGAACCAAGAGAAAGGCACACUGAGUUCAAGUGCAGCUUUUGAACAAAGCCAUUCCUUCAAUAAAAAUUAUACUGAUGAUAUUUUCCCCAUGACACCACCAGAGUUAGAAGAAACCAUUAGAGAUGAAAAAAUAAGAAGACUUAAGCAGGCGCUGAGAGAGAAAGAAGCAGCUCUUGAAGAAAUGCGUAAGAAGAUGCACCAAAAAUAAUAAAAUAUUGCUAUGCUAAAAGACUUGAAUGAAAUAGCUGUGUUUUUCAUAUACUUUUGCAUUAAGUUAAUUAUAGAUGCAUUCUGAAAGCAUCUUUGAAGAUGAAACUUGUCUUUUCAUUAUAAAAUUGAUUAUAAAAUUUUAUUUAAGGAGUACGGAAAAGGUUGAUUCACUUUUGACUUUUGUGAAUAAUCUACAUGGGCUAUCUGGGUCUUUGUCCAGACCUUUUUUUGGAAGGAGAAUUUUUCUAUUUUUCUUCUACUUUAACUAGAAUUCCCCAAGUUGGAAUAUUUGUUAUUGUUUAUAUCUUUAGCUAAAUUGCACAGAUGUUAUUCCAGCAAUAGGUAUUUAUUGUGUACUGCUGAAAUUAAUAAUCCAAGAGAGGAAAUCAGCUCUAAACAGCUUUGUCAAUUGACUUGUGUAUGUAUAUGUCUUUUUAUCCAUAAAAUGAUGAUAGCUUCUACUCACCAUUGAUGUAAAUAUUUUUUUAAUUUCAUGAAAGAAAAUGUAUUAUAGCAGCAUUACUUAAAAAUUCAAACAUUUCUCAAGCGUGAGGGACACUUGUUUUGUAACUUUGACAAAGUAGUCUCAUAUAAUCCAAAAUGGGUUUUAGAAUUUAGGCUAUAUAAUGUAUUGUUUGCUUAAAGUGAUAUGUUAUUAUUCCUAGGUGAAUGGUUCCUUGUUUUUUUUUUUUUUGAUAUGUACAUAUGUGAUUUGGAUUGUAUGAGAAGUAAAUCUGAAUAUGGCCAUAUUUCAUACUUUUUAAAAUUGUAAAGUGUAGUUUUCCUAAUAGAGGCAAACAAACAUUUUUCUAUCUGGUUGUCUUUGAUUUGGAGAGUGGUGUAGAGAUAGAGAUUAAGGAGAAGGAGGAAAAGGUUAUUUUUUUUUAACAAUUAACAAAUUCCUGGAAGUAAGUCAAAUAAAAUCUGUACAUUUCCAACAAAAUAGACAACAGUAAAUCAGAAAAUACUGAGAAGGAGCAGAACAAAUGCAAACUGAGCACCAGCCAGAUUCUCAUGCCUUUUUGGUAUUUUUGUAACAGCUUUAUUGAGAUAAUUCACAUACCAUAAAAUUCACCCAUUUAAAGUGUAUAAUUCAGUGGUGUUCAUUGUAUUCACAGAGCUGCACAGCCAUCAAAUGAUCUAAUUUUAGAACAUCUUUAUUAUCCCCUUAGAAAUCUCAUAAGCAUUAGCAGUCACUCCCCAGACUCUCCUUUUCCCAGCCCUUGGCAGCCACUAGUACACUUUCUAUCUGUAUAUUUGACUAUUUUGGACAUUCAUAUGCAUAAACUAAAUCAUUCAGCAUAUUUUCUUUUGUGACUGAUUUCUUUCACUUAGCUUAAUGUUUUCAAGUUUCAUUGUGCUGUGUCAGGUCUAUUAGUACUUAAUUCUUUUUAAAAUUGCUGAGUAAUAUUCCAUUGUAUGGAUAUACCACACUUCAUUUAUCCAUUCAUUUGUUUAUAGACUUUUGGGUUGUGUACAUUUUGGCUAGUAGGAUGUUAUGUUUCUGUGUUGCUAUGAAUAUUUGGUACGUGUUUUUGUGUGGACAUAUGUUUUCAGUUCUCUUGAGUACAUACGUAGGAGUGUAAUUGCUGGGUCAUAUCCUCUUUGAAGGACUGCCAAACUUUUCCAGGCAGGUUUUGCUCCCCUUACCACACCAAAAUAGAUCUUGUUAAGGACACCAGUGACUUCCAUGUUGCUAUAACUAAUGGUCACUUGUCAGUCUUCUUAAUUUAUCUAUUAGUGGGAAUAUAAGUUCAUUAAUUACCACCUAUGAAAAAUUUUAACAUUUUAUUAUUAAAGAAACGUGUGCUUUGUGGGAAAAAUUAAAACAAGUUAAAAUAUUAAAAAUUAACAUUUCAUAUUCCCAUCAAGCUAAAAUAUUAAAUUUGGGCACUAGGAGAUAUAUAGUUAUAGGCCAUCAGUAAACAGAUAUUAUUUAAAGUCAUAGGUCUGGAUAUAUUCACUUAGGGAAAUAGUAUAAACGAAUAAGAUACAAUUGUGGGCUCUUAUAUCUGAGUACAUUUAAAGGUUUGAAGAAGGACAAUCUCAAGUGAAAUUUGAGGAUUGGAAGAGAUUAUUGAAUUUGUAUUUAUAAAUCCUUCAAUAGUGCCUGACACAUAGCAAUGUAUCAUUGUUUUUAAUUCUUAUUUUUUAUUGACAUGUCAAUUUACAAUGUUAGUUUCAGGUAUACAGCAAAGUGAUCCAACUAUACAUAUACUAUCAGUGUUUGUUAAAUAAAUUCAACCAAAAUCAUCCUAAGAGACAUAUUGCCUCCAUCCUCAUUUCAUUUCAUUUUUUUCUUUAACCUCUUUUCAGCCUACUUUCUCCUUUUGAUUUUUUGGCUUAUUAUUAAGAUUUUUUUGUUCAUGGAAUCAAGCACCCACAUUUCUUCUCAUAAUGUAUUUCAUGAUAUGGAAAUGUGGCUUGAAUACUUUACAGCAAAAUUCUUAAAAUUUGUCUAUACUGAUGAUCUUAAACUCCUACCCUCUCAUUCUAAAAUUCACUCAAAUUAGGGUUUUAUUUUUACCAGUCUACUAAAGCUGUUUUUCUCAAGGUCUCCAACAGUCAUUGUAUUGCUACAUCUAACAGUCAAUUCUUAGUCUUUAUCUUACUUGACCUGUCAGUAGCAUUUGCUACUUUUUAUGUCUGUCUUUGAAAUUUUUUCUUAACUCUGCUACCAGGACACCAUAUUUUUUAUUUCCUACUACCUUAUUGGCUGCUCCUCUUCAGUCUCUUUGGCUGAUUCCUCCCCUCCUCCUUGAUCUCUUAUUGUUGGAGUUACUUAUUGCUCAGGUCUUACAUGUCUGUUUUACACCUAUAUUCACUUGUGAUAAUCUCAUAUAGCUUUUUUUUUCUUUUUUUUAAAUUGAAGUAUAGUCAGUUUACAAUCUGUCAAUUUCUGGUGUUCAGCAUAAUGUUUCAGUCAUACAUAUACAUACAUAUAUUCCUUUUCUUAUUCUUCAUUAUAGGUUCACCUGGAAUCUGACCAUUGUUUACCACCUCCACUGUGACAACCUUGCAUUAUCUCUCAUUAGAAUCAUUGAAAUAACUGUCUCCCUGCUUCCACCAGUGUCCUUCUACAACCUUUACUUAGCACAAUAGCCAAGUAAUUGUGUUAGAAGUGUAAGUUAAGGAGGAGGAAAGGACCAAAAACCAAAUAGAAAAAUGAGGAAAAUAUAUGAACAGACAAUUCGCCAUGAAAGAUUUUUUUUUAAAAAAACCCUCAAACAUAUGAGAAGUAUUCAAAUUCACUCAAAAUGAAAUAAAUAAAAAUUAAAACCA
Molecule: messenger RNA, 5965 nt
Organism: Camelus dromedarius (Arabian camel)
Lineage: Eukaryota; Metazoa; Chordata; Mammalia; Artiodactyla; Camelidae
Gene: LRIF1
Product: ligand dependent nuclear receptor interacting factor 1
Exons: 4
Coding region: 399-2681 (760 amino acids)
Biological process (GO): regulation of DNA-templated transcription
Molecular function (GO): nuclear retinoic acid receptor binding
Source: RefSeq, a predicted model, not a curated record